AUGGGAAACCGAUUCAAGUUCUUCAUCAUGAUUCGUUCCAAAUUCGUCCCAACGACUUUUCCGAAAUUUCCCAUGGUCAAGCUGGACACGGAUGUCUUUGCGACCAUCCUAACCUACAUUCAUGACCCUGCUACCAUCUACACGCUCUUUCGAGUGUUCCCGAAGUCUCACCCACUUUUUCUGACCACCGUUGACCGUUUGUGGCAACUUCCCGUCAACCUCGACUCUUUCGACCCACGGGUAACCACAGCGUCAAAUCAUAUCCUCGACUACCUCCUCACGACCCCCGCUGAAGAAACGGAGCCCCACGGCUACCGCCUCCGCCAACUUGUUGUUCGCCUUGAACACGAAUCGCUGGAGAGCCGUGAUCAGCCCAACCCGCCAGCCAGCAUUUUAGCUCUGCGGGGUAGAAUUGUGGACCUGCUCGGGGUGGCACGUAAUCUCCGCUCGCUUGACUACCAUGGUUAUCCGGGUCUGCGACUGGACUCAGAUAUUCUAACGCCUUUGGCAAAGUUGGAAUGGCUUGAACAGUUUAGCACUGAUUGUGCACGAUGCAGUAGCGAGCAAGGGGUUCCUGCUAGUGGGGGAGACUAUGCGGCGCCUGGAGAACUGAGCGCAAAAUUUGACGCCGAAAAUUGGGACAUGGACACGACCAUCGGUCCAUCGCUUUUCUCGUUGGAGCUCAGACACAUAAACCAAACCAUGUUUGGUAUCAUGAAGACUAAAGUGGACGAGUUCAAAACAUACACGAAGCUGCGCAGGCUUGCGCUGGACAUAACAGAGGGUGUAUGGGACUGGGGUGGAGGUGGCUCACCAGCGAUGGGCGCGACACCAACUUACGAGUUCCCCUUCCUCGGUUUUCCUUCUGUUCGCUCUCUGGAGCUUGUUGUUUGCGAUAAGACGUUGUCAGCUCUGCGAACUGGACCACUGAACAUGGUUAAUUGCUCACUGUUAACCGAGCUUUACCUAGAUGUGCGAUACAGUAUCUGGUGGCUAGCCUUCCCAGACAUCCGUCUUUUCGGUGCCUUGGCCCCAUUGGAAAUGAGUUCCCUACGCGUUUUGGAGAUCAAGGACGGGACCAAGAAUUCGGUUCGCCACCACUGGUCUCCUAGUCAAGAUACCAACGGAUGGGAUCACGACGGCCGACAAUACCAUGGUCUUGUGUCGCGGUUCAUAAGCAACCUGCCGCAUCUGACAACUUUAUGGGUCGAUGAGCGUGUGUUGUUACCGGCAGGGAUUUCAGUGCAGCAGUUACUCGCCAAUCCACAAACCACAAAGAUAAUCAAGCACGCGGAAGCGUUUCAAAUAGUUCUGUCUCGCCUGACAAGUCUACGGGUGGGGUUUGGUCGUGUGGACGCCGUUGAUGUCCAGACUAUCCUUGAACGAUGUGAUGCGACCAAGCUAACGCAGUUCGGCUUCGAGUGGAAAUGGCAAGCCUAUGGGCAAAAUGAGACAAUCUCCACUCAACUUCUUGACAGUAUUGCACGUUUUCCCUUGCUUAGGGAUGUCCACAUUCUGUUCCCUCGUCCAGGAACUGAAACGAAUCAACUUGCGACCACAGACCCUCGCACGCUCACCGAUGUUGCUGCACUUUUUGCUUGUAACAAUACCAUCGCAACUGUUGGGAUCGGCCACUCCGUUAUUUGGGACAGGGGUUCUCCUCCGGUACUCGUCUGUGACGGCAAGCACGGGCUGCCGAAUGCCGCCGUUUCGAAGUUCUUCCAGGCAGGGUUCAUGUUGAAUGGACAAGAAGGACUAGUACCCGACUGCGAUAACUGUAUCCCUGAGCGACCAGACUUGAGAGAGGAAAUCGAACAACUGCGGGAUGUGCUGCGCGACAUUCUCACGUGA
Molecule: messenger RNA, 1851 nt
Organism: Mycena indigotica
Lineage: Eukaryota; Fungi; Basidiomycota; Agaricomycetes; Agaricales; Mycenaceae
Product: Glycosyltransferase family 32 protein
Exons: 4
Coding region: 1-1851 (616 amino acids)
Source: RefSeq, a predicted model, not a curated record